Striga asiatica is the source of this 1782-nucleotide messenger RNA. The record is from the annotation of a GenBank genome assembly. Lineage: Eukaryota; Viridiplantae; Streptophyta; Magnoliopsida; Lamiales; Orobanchaceae.
AUGAAAAAGCAAAAGCAGGCGGCUGAAACAGAGGAGACUCUGUCCGCAGCCAUUGACGACAGAAUAUCCCAUCUGCCAAGAAUUAUACUUCAUCACAUUCUCUGUUUCCUCUCCCAGAAAGAAGCUGUGAGAACUUGCCUACUCUCCAAACAAUGGCGCCACAUAGGAACAACCCGUCCCAACCUCGAAUUCUUCGACAUAUGGUUCGACGACACACAAGAAAGGUUUGUCCCCGUACUCAACCUCGAAUUCUUCAACAAAUGGUUCGACGACACACAAGAAAGGUUUAUCUCCGUACUCGACCGAACCCUACAAGGGUACCUUGAUCAAAACCUCUCCAUACACAAACUCCAUCUCCACUUAUGGAUCCACGACUCACGACGGGUCAUCUCCCUUCUCCACCAAUGGAUCCCGACAAUAGCCGCCCUCAACAUAAAAGCGUUCAAACUCCACUUUCAUUCAUUUUUUCCGGCAUAUUACGACCUGCCCUCGACAGUCUUCUUAGCCGAGUCCCUCGAAGAACUACACCUGUGCGAUUGCAAGCUGAGCCCGGUCGAGGGCGUGCGGUUCAAACAUCUGCACACACUCACCCUCGAACGGGUCCAAGUUGAUGGCGGGACUUUGGGGACAAAAACGUUGGAAUGCCCUUUGCUCAGGCGCCUGGUCCUUAAUAUUUGUUGGGAGUUGAGAAACGUUUGGUUGAGUGACGCGCCUGGGCUCAAGCACUUUGUAUUGUCUGAUUAUGAGAGGAUCGAAGGGCGUAUGAUCGAAAUCGAUGUCCCGAAUAUCGAGACAAUCUUUAUCAAUGGCUUAUGGAUUUGGUCUCACCACCGAAGCCCAUUGUUGUUUUCUCGUCUUACGAGUUUGCAUCUCCGUAACGUGAUCCUGUCGAGCGAGUCAAUCGACAUGUUAUCAUUCGGCUGCCCGAUUCUUGAGAGCUUGGCCCUACUUAAUUGCUCCGGUUUUGAGGAAUUCCAUCUUGCAAGUGAUUCGGUCAAGUUCUUGCGCCUCUCGAUAAGAGAUAUACUGGUUAAAGGAGUUACGAUUUGUGCCCCAAACAUUCUCAAUUUUAUGAUCAUUGCCUGUAUUCCCCAGGCGCUGGACACAUUCUCUUUCACGACCACUACUUCCAAGGAGUGGGAUUCAUAUGUAAUCCUCUAUUUGUGUGAGGAUGAUCCCUAUUUCAACGUCAAUUCAUGGUUCAUUAGACGAAUGCUCGAGCCACUAAGUGGGUCUCGGAUUGAUCUGACUCUGCACAUGAACUGCGGUCGUGGUCUGGGCGUGCCAUGUGGUGCUGUUGACGACAGUCAUCUUCUAUGUGACGAGCCGCCUUUGGUGGUAGAGAACUUGGAAUUUGGAAAUGGUAAAUGGCGCACGCAAUCUUGGUACUUGGAUUUUACGAAGGAUUUGUUUCGUGUUUGUCGACCGAGGCACGUAUGGGAUCGUAGGCCCAUGAGCAAUUCGGGGGUGGCCAGGAACCGGAGGCUCUCAGACUUUCAGUUCAACAUCUUGCUUGCAAGCAUGAGCCUUGGGACCUUUUGGCGGCACGAUCUAGAGCAAGUGCAUGUGAAAACCGUCGAUGGGGAAAAAUGGCAGCUCGUGGAGUGGACGGACCUUUCAGAAUUGCAAAACGGGACGUAUGAUGGGGUAAUAUGCGUUAAGUUGAAAUGGAGAGGUCAGAAUUGCGAAACAGGACGUAUGGACGAACCUUUCCGGUUUUCUUUCAGUCCAGGCCUAGGCCUAUAUUCUUUCAUUUCAGGAUUAUCUUAUAAAAUAGAAUAG